UAUUAUUAAAACAAAAAGCCAUAAUUUUUUACAACAGAUAAAUAUCCACAUUACAGUUCUAAUGGUUAUGGCUUUGGUGCUUCUGGUGGCAAUUGCCAUUUUGUUGGCUUUCUAUUGUAACUUAGAUUUGCGCAAAUUCUCAGAAUGUUACAUAAAGCCACUGCUCUUUAAACAGGAUCGAGUGAACAAAUACAACAACACAGAUUCGGAAGCAUCCUUAACCUCGGAUACAGAUUACUAUCAUGCGCGUGAGAUAAGACCGAAGGGAGUAUUUGAUAUUCCUGGACCAAAGCCGCUGCCAAUGGUUGGCACCAAAUGGAUAUUUUUGUUAUUUUUUCGAAAAUACAAAAUGUCUCGGCUUCAUGAGGUUUAUGCGGAUCUUAAUCGUAAAUACGGUGAUAUCGUUUUGGAAGUCAUGCCCUCGGGUCUACCCAUCGUACACUUGUUCAACCGUUCCGAUUUGGAAAAAGUUCUAAAAUAUCCCAGCAAAUAUCCCUUUAGACCUCCCACGGAAAUUGUGGUGACCUAUCGUCGCUCAAGACCCGAACGCUAUGCCAGCGUCGGCAUUGUUAAUGAACAGGGUCCCACAUGGCAAAAGCUACGUUCCUCACUCACCUCAUUCAUCACCUCGCCCAGAAUACUGCAAAACUUUUUGCCAGCCCUAAAUUUGGUAUGUGAUGAUUUUAUUGACCUUUUAAAAGCACAUAGAGAUCCUCAUACGUUCGAGGUUACCAAUUUUGAAGAUAUUGCCAAUUUGAUGGGUCUAGAGGCUGUGUGUACCCUUAUGCUGGGACGUCGCAUGGGAUUUCUCUCCACCACCACCGAACAACCGGAAAAAAUCAGGCAACUGGCCACAGCAGUCAAACAACUGUUCAUAUCCCAAAGAGACUCGUACUACGGCUUCGGCAUGUGGAAAUACUUUCCCACACAGACCUAUAGGAAGUUUGCUUGGGCCGAGGAGACUAUUUACGAUGUGAUUUCGGAAAUGGUCGAUCAGGCUCUGGAAGAGAAUAAUGCUAAUUUUAUGCACCACGACGAUGAUGUGCGUAGUGUAUUCCAACAUAUUCUCGAAUUGAAAGAUUUGGAUAUACGAGAUAAGAAGUCGGCCAUCAUUGAUUUCAUUGCAGCUGGCAUAGAGACGUUGGCUAAUACCUUGUUGUUUGUCUUGAGUUCGGUGACAGGCAAUGCUGAGGUCAUUUCCAAAAUUCUAGAAGAAUUUCAGGAGCACCGCCACACAUUAAUACUGCAGGAAGCUUUCACCAAUGCCAUAUUCACCAAAGCCUGUAUUCAGGAAUCGUAUCGCAUAAGGCCGACAGCAUUUUGUUUGGCGCGAAUACUGGAGGAGGAUAUGCAGCUUUCGGGCUAUGAUCUUAAAGCAGGGACUGUGGUUCUCUGCCAGAACAUGAUUGCCUGUCACAAGGACCAAAAUUUUCCCGAAGCCAAAACAUUUCACCCCGAACGGUGGAUAGACAAAGAUGGCAAUUUCAGUGUAAACAUUGAAAGUUCAACCAUUGUGGUACCUUUUGGUAUUGGCAAAAGAACAUGUCCGGGUAAACGGUUUGUGGAGAUGGAAAUUGUGUUGCUGCUAGCAAAGCUACUGCUCGCAUUCGACAUCACCUUCACAAAGCCGUUGGAAACGGAGUUUGAAUUUCUGCUGGCGCCUAAAACUCCUCUAAGUUUAAUUAUGCGUGAUCGUGAGUUCUAAGUCCAUCACAUUGAUCGUCAUGAACAACAAAAAGUAUUCUUCUCUUUCUCUUUGGUUUAUUUAUUUUUUUAAGAGUUACCCCAUUACUUUCGACGAAUCCCCCCUCUCCAACAUACAAAUUGUAGAAUUUAGAUUUUAAAAGCCUUGUAAAACUUUAGACUAGCAUAAUUUUAUAAUUUUCUGAUUGAAAUGCGAUUGUGAGUUGAUUUUUGGUGUUUGGUGAUGGUCGGCAUGCCCACAGUCACCACAAUUCAAUAUCGAGUGCAAUCCUGUUUUGGUCGUUUUUUAGUUCAUAAGUAGCAGCAUUUUUUGUGUGAGAGUAACGAAAGACUGUAUAACGGUAUGCAAUUAAAUGUUAUUUAUUAAACAAACCGCAAAAAGACUACACUAUAAGAAUUAUCAAAAUAAAGACAAAUGUAAUUAUAAUAAUUUUGUAAUAAAAAAUAAAAAAAAAUGCUAUAAUCUUCGAUAUUUUAUGAUUCGUUUGAACCUUUUUAAUCUCUGCGUUCGUGAAAGAAACGUGAACCGAAAAGUCUCAUUGAAGAACCUAAAUGUCAGUGGACAAAUUUGCAAUAAAAGAGCAUUGCUUUCUUAAAAAAAAGGCACUACGUGUGGCCGAUCCUUGGACAGCUCAAAACUUGAGCAAAUCCGCGAAGAAAGCAAAUCGACAAAUAAAUGAGACUUCUAAAAGCACAAGAACACAAAUCGGAGAAUUAGUUUAUAUGAGGACCAUAUGUCUUUAUGGACUGUAUUCUAUUUGAGGUAAUAAGUGUGCAUUAAUUACCAAAUGACAGUCAUACAGUCAUGCACUCAAAGACAAAUGUUACUCAAUAUUGCAAAUGUCAAAACAGCAGCCGGAUGUUUUCAGAUGGGUUGUUAAACAAUCCGUAUCACAUUUCGAGCAAAUAUGUUCAAACUGCAAUAUCUAUAGUCCACAAAUGACAACAUUAUUGCAAAUUACACAAAAUUUGCGAUUGCAAUGACCCUAGAA
Molecule: messenger RNA, 2696 nt
Organism: Stomoxys calcitrans (stable fly)
Lineage: Eukaryota; Metazoa; Arthropoda; Insecta; Diptera; Muscidae
Gene: shd
Product: ecdysone 20-monooxygenase
Exons: 8
Coding region: 62-1705 (547 amino acids)
Molecular function (GO): monooxygenase activity; oxidoreductase activity, acting on paired donors, with incorporation or reduction of molecular oxygen; heme binding
Source: RefSeq, a predicted model, not a curated record